GUCAUCCUUUGAAAUAAUGUCUACUUUGGGCACGCUGGCGUUUGACGAGUAUGGAAGGCCUUUUAUCAUUAUUAAAGACCAAGAGCGCAAGUCACGCUUGUCAGGAUUGGAAGCACUUAAGUCUCACAUUAUGGCAGGCAAGGCAGUUGCUAAUACCCUGAGAACAUCAUUGGGACCCAACGGACUUGACAAAAUGAUGGUGGAUAAGGAUGGUCAGGUUACAGUAACUAAUGAUGGAGCCACAAUUCUUAGUAUGAUGGAUGUUGAUCAUCAAAUAGCCAAGCUCAUGGUAGAACUAUCCAAAUCUCAAGAUGAUGAAAUUGGAGAUGGGACCACUGGAGUUGUUGUUCUUGCAGGUGCUUUACUAGAACAAGCUGAGCAAUUGCUGGAUCGUGGUAUUCAUCCUAUAAGAAUUUCAGAUGGAUAUGAGCAAGCUGCAAGAAUCGCUAUUGAGAAUUUGGAUAAGAUCAGUGACAGUUUUCCUGUGGAUCCCAAUAAUAUUGAUCCGCUUAUUCAAACUGCAAUGACCACACUUGGCUCAAAAGUGAUUAACCGUUGCCACCGACAAAUGGCAGAAAUUGCAGUUAAUGCAGUUUUGACUGUAGCUGAUAUGGAACGCAAGGAUGUUGAUUUUGAGUUAAUUAAAGUUGAAGGCAAAGUUGGAGGCAAACUUGAAGACACACAACUUAUAAAAGGUGUUAUAGUGGAUAAGGACUUCAGCCAUCCUCAGAUGCCAAAGGAAGUAAAAAAUGCUAAAAUUGCAAUUCUUACCUGUCCAUUUGAACCACCUAAACCUAAGACUAAGCAUAAGCUUGAUGUGACCUCCGUAGAAGACUACAGAGCACUUCAGAAAUAUGAGAAAGAAAAGUUCCUUGAGAUGGUUAAACAGAUAAAAGACACUGGUGCAAAUCUAGCCAUAUGUCAAUGGGGUUUUGAUGAUGAAGCAAAUCAUUUAUUGUUACAAAAUGAUCUACCUGCUGUUCGCUGGGUUGGUGGACCCGAAAUAGAGUUAAUAGCUAUUGCUACUGGAGGUCGUAUUGUUCCACGAUUUUGUGAAUUAACAUCUGAAAAGCUUGGAUAUGCUGGCAUAGUUAAAGAAAUCUCCUUUGGAACAACAAAGGAUAAGAUGCUUGUUAUAGAACAAUGUAAAAAUUCAAGAGCUGUGACAAUUUUCAUCAGAGGAGGAAAUAAGAUGAUCAUUGAAGAAGCGAAGCGCUCCCUUCAUGAUGCUCUGUGUGUCAUCCGUAAUUUAGUACGAGAUAAUCGAAUUGUUUAUGGUGGUGGGGCAGCAGAGAUAUCAUGUGCACUUGCAGUUAGCCAAGCUGCUAAUACGUGUCCAUCCUUGGAACAGUAUGCAAUGCGUGCUUUUGCUGAUGCUCUGGAAACGAUUCCUAUGUCACUUGCUGAGAACAGUGGCUUGAGCCCUAUACAAACCAUGACGGAAAUACAAGCUAAACAAGUAAAAGAAAACAACCCUGCACUUGGCAUUGAUUGUCUGCAUAAGGGCACUAAUGAUAUGAAGCAGCAGCAUGUGAUUGAAACACUAAUUGGAAAAAAGCAGCAGAUUUCUUUGGCUACACAAGUUGUGAAAAUGAUUUUGAAGAUUGAUGACAUACGCCGUCCUGGUGAAACAGAGGAGUGAGAAGCUUCAGUAAUGUACUUUUUCAUUGAGAAGUCAAAUUCAGUUCAUGUAGUGGGGUUGUCCUGUUAUUUUUGCGAUACAGCUUUGAUU
Molecule: messenger RNA, 1732 nt
Organism: Nanorana parkeri
Lineage: Eukaryota; Metazoa; Chordata; Amphibia; Anura; Dicroglossidae
Gene: CCT5
Product: chaperonin containing TCP1 subunit 5
Exons: 11
Coding region: 17-1642 (541 amino acids)
Biological process (GO): protein folding
Cellular component (GO): chaperonin-containing T-complex
Molecular function (GO): ATP-dependent protein folding chaperone; ATP hydrolysis activity; ATP binding
Source: RefSeq, a predicted model, not a curated record